Molecule: messenger RNA, 4296 nt
Organism: Armigeres subalbatus
Lineage: Eukaryota; Metazoa; Arthropoda; Insecta; Diptera; Culicidae
Product: xanthine dehydrogenase-like
Exons: 6
Coding region: 200-4249 (1349 amino acids)
Molecular function (GO): 2 iron, 2 sulfur cluster binding; iron ion binding; FAD binding
Source: RefSeq, a predicted model, not a curated record
UCUCGCCUUCGUUGGUGACUACCGAUCUCAAACUCUUUGGUUUAUUAGCGACAUAUAAAUAAUCCAGUCGUAAGAUAACUGCAGACGAACGUGGAUGGUUUCGGACUUGAUUCCACGUAUUUCGACUGAGUACUUGUUUUUCGAGAGUGGUUGCUAUUCAAAAGCUGUUAGUCGGGAUAGCUGCAGUUGAAGCAAUAUAAUGUCUGACACAAAGGCAUAUGAUAUCUUAUCUGUGUUUGAUGACCAUCAUCCGUUGGUAUUCUUCGUUAAUGGAAAGAAGGUGAUCCAACAUAAUCCCGAUCCGCGAUGCACUCUUUUGGUUUAUCUACGGGAGAACCUUCGUCUCUGUGGAACGAAGGCGGGAUGUGCAGAAGGUGGAUGUGGUGCGUGCACUGUUAUGAUAUCCAAAAUAGACCGUUCGGCAGAUCGCGUUUAUAACUUGGCUAUCAACGCGUGUUUGAUGCCUAUAUGCGCAUUGCAUGGAAUGGCGGUUACGACUGUAGAAGGAAUAGGCAGUACUCGUACCCGACUUCAUCCUGUUCAGGAGCGCAUCGCCAAGGCGCACGGUUCGCAGUGUGGCUUUUGUACGCCAGGGAUGGUCAUGACUAUGUAUGCACUGCUAAGGAAUUCGCCAGUGCCAACGAUGACGGAGCUAGAUGCAGCAUUUCAAGGAAAUCUAUGUCGAUGUACCGGAUACAGACCAAUCAUUGAAGGAUACAAGACCUUUACCAAGGAGUUUCACGUUCAGAGUACUCCUUGCAUUAUGGGUGCUAAAUGCUGUAAGAACAAUCAAGGCACCGACCGUUUUAACGUAGAGAACACGAAAAACGAACUAUUUGAAACCAGUGAAUUCUUGCCAUUUGACCCCAGUCAAGAACCAAUAUUCCCCCCUGAGUUAAAACUAACCGAAUCGUUGGACGAACAUUCUUUAGUUUUUCGAUCACCAAACAUAAGUUGGUACCGACCUGUUAAGCUGAACCAUUUGUUAGCUCUGAAGCAGCGAUACCCAGAGGCUAAACUUGUCGUCGGUAAUACAGAGGUUGGCAUCGAAAUGAAAUUCAAACACUUGGAGUAUCCCGUACUGACAUCCGUGGCGCAAAUUAGAGAGCUCACAUCAAUUGAAAAGCUCGAUCGAGGAUUGAAAGUGGGAUCGUCUACGUCGCUUACGGAGCUGGAGCGCGUCUUGAAGGGGGAGAUCGAUACUAAUCCGGAGCACGAAACGCGAUUAUACCGAGCGAUUGUUGAGAUGCUGAAAAGAUUCGCAGGACAACAGAUCAGGAAUGUGGCUUCCAUUGGAGGAAACAUCAUGACCGGGAGUCCGAUUUCGGAUUUGAAUCCGAUAUUUACUGCUAUGGAAAUUGAGUUGGAGGUCGCAUGCUACAAUGGUGGUAUUCGUCAUAUUCGAAUGGGAGAUGGAUUUUUCACUGGGUAUCGCAAAAAUAUGGUUCAUCCUGACGAAGUACUAAUAUCGCUGUUUAUCCCGAAGACCUCACCGAAUCAGUUCAUUGCCGCCUUCAAGCAAGCAAAGCGGCGCGACGAUGACAUUGCCAUCGUAAACGGUGCAUUCAAUAUCUCAUUCACCCCAGGUACUGAUAUAGUUGAAAAGGCUCAUAUAUGUUUUGGUGGAAUGGCUCCAACAAUUCUGCUAGCUAGGAAAACUAGUGUAGCGUUAGUCGGUAAGAAGUGGGAUAGUAAUAUGGUCGAACUUGCACAUAACCUAUUGGUUGAAGACCUUCCCCUAAGCCCAGAUGCCCCGGGAGGAAUGACCUUGUAUCGUAGAACGCUAUCUUUGGGUUUAUUCUUUAAAGCAUAUCUAGCCAUCAGUGAUUCCCUCACACGCGUGAUUCCAAACUAUGCUCCAAUACCAGAUCGGGAACGAAGUGGCGCGGAAAUUUUCCAUACAUUGAUUCCUAAAAGUACUCAACUGUUCGAGAAGGUGUCUAAUGAUCAACUAGCCACUGACCUAAUUCGAAGACCGCAGGUUCACUCUUCAGCAUUCAACCAAGCCACUGGUGAAGCCAUAUACUGCGAUGACAUUCCAAAAUACAAUGACGAGCUUUAUCUGGCGCUUGUUACCAGCACUAAAGCCAAUGCGAGAAUCCUGUCCAUCGACGCCACAGAAGCACUCUCGAUGGAUGGAGUGCAGCAAUUUUUCUCCGCAGCUGAUCUAACCGAUCAGCAAAAUCAGUGGGGUCCUGUGGUACAGAAUGAAUUCGUAUUUUGGAAGGAUGUCGUCCUCAGCCAAGGUUUGAUCAUUGGUGCAAUCGUAGCAGAUGAUCAAGCCGUUGCUCAGAAAGCAGCUCGUGCCGUCAAGGUGCUGUACGAGCAAUUGUUCCCAAUAAUUGUAACCUUGGAAGAUGCUAUCAAAUACGAUUCCUAUUUUCCCGGAUAUCCAAAAUAUAUGACUAAAGGUGAUGUCGACAAGGGUUUCAAAAAAGCCCACCAAAUACUGGAAGGCGACUGCAGACUGGGCGGACAGGAACACUUCUAUUUGGAAACACAUUCGUGUCUUGCUGUUCCCAGGGAUUCGGAUGAAAUUGAACUAUUCACAGCAACUCAACAUCCCAGCGCGAUCCAGGAGUUCGUAGCUCGCGCUCUGGACAUUCCUUCAUGUAAGGUUUUCUCGCGUGUAAAGCGCUUGGGUGGUGGAUUCGGGGGGAAAGAGUUCCGUUCGGUUCUGUUAGCUGUUCCGGUAGCCCUUGCCGCUUACAAACUGGGUCGUCCAGUACGAUGCGUACUGGAUCGAGAUGAGGACAUGUCCAUCACCGGCACUCGGCAUCCUUUCUACAUUAAGUACAAGGUUGGAGUUGAUGAAACCGGACGAAUAGUUGCAGCCGAUUUCAAGGCUUACAACAACGCUGGCUGUUCCAUGGAUUUGUCAUUCUCGGUAAUGGAUCGUGCCAUGUUUCAUAUCAACAAUGCCUACGACAUACCGAACCUGCGGGUUGAGGGGUGGGUUUGCAAGUCCAAUAUUCCAUCAAAUACCGCAUUCCGAGGUUUUGGGACGCCUCAAGCUAUGUUGGCAACUGAAACGAUGAUGCGUCACAUUGCUAGAUCACUUAACCUGGAUUACGUAAAUGUAAUGGAACUCAACAUGUGUCGUAGUGGCUAUGUAACUCAUUACGGACAACAGGUUGAAAAUUGUAAUCUGCAAAGAUGUUGGUCCGAGCUUAAAAACUCUUCAGAAUUCGUGAUGCGCCGCACAAAGGUUGGGCUGUUCAACCAGAACAAUCGCUGGCAUAAGCGUGGUAUCAGCUUGGUACCGACGAUGUACGCGAUAGGGUUCGAUGCUAUACACAUGAACCAAUCGGGUGCCCUUGUGCACGUAUAUCAGGACGGUACGGUGUUGUUGACCCAUGGUGGGGUCGAGAUGGGCCAAGGUAUUCAUACCAAGAUGAUACAAGUAGCCGCUUCCAUCCUCAAAGUCCCAGUUGAGCUGAUUCACAUAUCCGAAACAUCAACGGAGACGGUUCCCAACACUUCGCCAACGGCAGCCAGUUUAGGUUCCGAUCUCAACGGCAUGGCUGUUCUCAAAGCUUGCGAGUUUAUCAACGACCGUUUGAAACCCUAUAAAGAACAAUUUCCUGAUCAGGACUGGAAGUUUUGGAUCAACAAAGCAUACUUCGAUAGAGUAUCGCUGUCCGCUACUGGGUUUUAUGCUACUCCAGAGGUUCACUUUGAUCGUACGACGAACACAGGAAAGCCAUUCAACUAUUACGUCUACGGAACAGCCUGUUCAGAAGUAGAAAUCGAUUGCCUGACCGGUGAUCAUCAGGUGAUCCGUACUGACAUCGUAAUGGAUAUUGGUUCCAGUCUUAAUCCUGCCAUCGACGUUGGUCAAAUCGAGGGUGCUUUCAUGCAAGGUUACGGUUUAUUUACUUUAGAAGAGAUUGUUUACUCUCCGGACGGAACACUCCGUUCUCGAGGUCCAGGGACGUACAAAAUUCCUGGAUUUGGCGACAUUCCCGGUGAAUUCAACGUUUCACUCUUAACGGGGGCUCCGAAUCCCAGAGCGGUUUAUUCAUCUAAGGCUGUCGGCGAACCGCCGUUAUUCUCAGCAGCUUCUGUCUUCUUCGCUAUUCGAGAAGCCAUCGAAGCUGCGCGUGAGGAGGAGAAUUUAGGUAGCGAUUUCGAUUUAGUGUCGCCCGCCACUGCCGCCAGGAUUCGAAUGGCCUGUCAAGAUCACAUUACGAGCAAGUUUUCAGAGGCAGCAUUAGGAUCCUUCAUUCCUUGGGAUGUGAUGCCUUAAUUUAGUUAUGUAGCACUGCCUAAUAAAUGGAGUUGGUGUAAAGGGUA